This is a messenger RNA of Tricharina praecox, 2184 nucleotides long. RefSeq lists its product as uncharacterized. The transcript is spliced from 2 exons. The coding region runs from base 200 to 1807 and encodes 535 amino acids. The record is from RefSeq and is a predicted model, not a curated record. NCBI's taxonomy places the organism in Eukaryota, Fungi, Ascomycota, Pezizomycetes, Pezizales, Pyronemataceae.
AGAAGGCAUUGUUACACUGGUGGGCUGUUUUCUUGCUUGUUUGCUUUCCUCUACUUCUUCUCCUUCUUCUCCUUCUCCUUCAGCUUUCUCUUCCCGAAGUGAAGUAGAGUAUUAUCUUCCUUGUCUCUUCAGACGUCCAUUCUUUCAUCCAACAAUCUUUUCAUCGUCCCCGCCAACGGAGACAGUCCUGUCAUUCACAAUGAGACUAUUCGGAUAUCGAUCGGCGGAUACAACCCUCGGCCUGCUGUGGACACUGUCGUUCUUUGCGAGCACUUCGGCCGCGGUUUUAGGCCGAAGACAAGAGGUGGUUGUUUGUAGUGCUUCCGAGCUCAGAUGCACCGUUGCUGGCGCUCCGCAGUUUUGUUGCCCGGCAUCGCUGCAAUGCGGGACUGUACGGAAUUCAUGCAUCGAUAAAGCGUCGCCGACGGGACUCCUCACCGCUAGCAAUACCGUCGCCGAUACCAAGAGCAUCAACACAUCAUCACCCUCACCCAGCAUAUCAUCCGGUGCUUACCCAUCGUCACUCGCAUCUGGGACUGCCAAUCCCACUGCUACCGCAAGCACCGCCGCUGCGACCCUGGGACAAGACAAGUCCGCUAAACCACCCAUCAUCAUAAUAGCAAUUGCGGCCAGCGCCGGUUCGCUCUUAAUAAUCACACUUGUCUCCUACUUCUGCUAUCGGAAGCGAAAGCAAGGUCGGCAGAUGCUGGCCGCAUAUGAGGAUCCGAAACGGAAGCCUUAUGGAUCGGUCAUUCUUGGGUCGGGCGAGAAGGCAUUGUCUCUACGCGAAUUGCCAUCACCGCCGCCGACAGCACGUGCAACCCUCUCGGACGAUGUACUGGCCAUGUCCCUGAAACCAGCGGGCCUCAAGGAGACUGAUCAUGCUCCGACCGUCCAGGUUGAAAAUCCAGCUGGGACCGUCGAGGCUGGCAUCACUGUGUGCAAGCCAUGUCUGAAGCCGGCGAGUUGUGGCGAGACCGAGAAUGAAAUGCAACUGGCCCCACCAAUCGAGUUGCAUCCGGCCUUUUCAAAGUUUCUCGAACCACAGUCUUAUGAUAUCUACUCUCCCGAGAGCCCUGGAUGCCUUCAGAUGUCACCCCAAGAGGCGGCAGGGCCACUGGAGGAUGGUGGACAUACUGCCGGCAAUGGAGACAACGGCUUUUGUCCACAGGAGUCUUCGCUUCCUCGGAUUGAGACCCCUCCUUUUAACCCACCCCCACACACGCCACGCACGCCACUCACGCCUCAAGAGUACAACCAGGAUAUCUUCCAAGAGUAUCUCCAAGAUUUUCAGGAGGAUAUGGAAGAGGAGUACAUUGAGGAGUCCCCCAGCAUGUGGAAUCAGCAGGCCGAGUUCCCAGCCCCAGGAGGACCACGUUUCAACAAGCAACGGGAUUCCUAUGCGGACACAGCCGACAUCUACGCCUCCUAUGCCCCGCAAGGUUCACUCGAGAUCCAUUGCCCGUCGCCGACCUACCCGCAGGACAUGUCACUUCCGCAAAGACUCGAGACACCUAACCACUCGCCUCGUACUCCACCCCCACUGAGUCCACUCCGGGGCCAUUGGUCUCAGCAGCCUGCUCCCCGCGAGUUGACGCCGCCGCAACGGCCGAUGACUGCCCACAUGACGCCGCCAACAUUGCAGCCACAGCCCAGGUUUCCGGUGACGACUACGCCGCCCCCACCGAAUACCCCGCCGCGGCCGAAGACGGCUAGUCCGUCCAGGCCGCCGAGAGGGCCCGAUGUCUAUGUUCCUCUCGAGAUGGUGAUCCAUUAUCCGCAGAUGAUCAUGCCUCACGCUUUGUAGGCUGCAUCACUCGGUCAUUUCUCACUCUCCUUUCCCACGCACUCUUUCCAUCAUUAUGAUACGCACUAGCACUAGCAUUUGAUUUUCGGUUUUCGGUUUUGGUCUUGGUUUUGUUUUUGGUUUUCGGGGCGCGGUUGUUUUUCCUGUAAUUGUUGUUUUUGAUUUUUUUUUAUCGCUCUGGCGCGUGAGGUUGCUUAUUGUUUAUUGAUUAUUGGGGACUCCGGGAUCGGAGCGGACACACCACUACUAGUACUUAAGUAACUAUGGGGAAUGAAGAUGAACGGGCAUGUACGGAGGAGGUGUUGGAUGGGGUUUGCACUGGUGGGUUUCGGUAUUGGGGUUGGGGAUCGGGGUUGGGCAUUGGGGUUGGGGAUCGG